CCGGAAAGAGAAAGAGAUGAACAAUAAAAUACAACACAAAAUUGUGAUGGAUUCUGAGUUGGCGAAAGAAAUUCUCGGAAAGGAAAUUGCAAAACAUAGGCUACAUAACUAACUCAUGAAAAUGUUGACAUCGCAAACACAAAUUACAAAAGUAACUGUAAAGAAACUUGGUAUGACUCUAGAAGUGUUAAUAUGAUUGUGUCAUAAGAGUAGUUAGUUUAAAGCAAGAAGAAUCAUUUCUUUCAUGUUUACCGCAUAUCUGAUGACGUCCGGUUCAAAACUUCUCGCUAAAAGCGUUCAUUUCCUGGCACAGCUCAGAGGCCUCCAACUCCUGGAGUUGAGUCAAGCGUGUUGGCUGCUGAAUACCUACGCCUUUUCUUUUAGACUCAGACCCAGGCUCUUCCACCGAGGUGUGGCACUUCCGCGAUGUUUACUCCCUGUUUCUGGCAGAUGUUGCAGCGUGGAUUCCUGGGGCAGUGACUCUGGAUGGCUUCUCCUGCACAACAUGAAUCUGGGUCAACGGAUGCCGCUGUGUACGACGCCUGCGAACAGAGCUAGCUCCAGUAAGCCUAUAAAACCAGGGACCUCUGUGGUAGGGGAAGAGAACCUCCCUUUCACUAAGCAGAUUGAUAGAUUCUUCGACAAGGCUGCGGCUCUGCUGGAGGAGAGACUUAUAGAACAGUACACGCAACAGUUAAACCCGAAUUUAACCUUAACUCAGAAGAGAAACCUGAUCAAGGGUAUCCUGACUAGUAUCAGGUCUUGCUCUCAUCUUCUGACCCUGAACUUCCCCAUCAAGAGGGACAACGGCACCACAGAGAUAAUCAAGGCGUUCAGGGCGCAGCAUAAACAGCAUAGGACGCCCAGCAAAGGAGGCAUUCGAUUCAACCCCGAUGUGGACGUGGACGAAGUGACAGCUUUAGCUGCUCUGAUGACCUAUAAGUGCGCUGUGGUCAACGUUCCUUUCGGCGGAGCUAAAGCUGGAGUUAAAAUUGACCCCAAGAAGUAUUCUCGAAACGAACUGGAGAAGAUCACGCGGACUCUGACCUUAGAAUUAGCUAAGAAAGGGUUCAUCGGCCCUUCCAUUGACGUUCCCGCCCCUGACAUGGGCACUACUCAGAGGGAAAUGAGCUGGAUAGCCGACACCUACGCUACGACCAUCGGCUACAGAGACAUAAAUGCCCGAGCCUGUGUCACGGGAAAGCCGAUCACCCAGGGAGGAAUACACGGCCGAGUGUCUGCGACAGGUCAAGGCAUCUUCUAUGGGAUCAAAAACUUUAUUAUGAAUGCUGACUACAUGGACAGUAUUGGUCUGACCCCAGGAUUCCACCAGAAGGACUUUAUCGUUCAGGGCUUUGGUAAUGUUGGGUAUCACGCGGCCCGCUAUCUCAACAAAGCGGGAUCCUUGUUGAUAGGCGUAGCCGACCGUGAUGCCAGCCUGUACAAGAAGGAGGGCAUCGACCCCGUCCAACUGAACGAGUACAAGAUGAAAACGGGCAGCAUCUCGGGGUAUCCUGAGGCCGAGCCCUACGAGGGAAACUUGUUGACCCAAGACUGUGACCUUCUGAUUCCAGCGGCUACAGAGAAACAAAUAACAGCUGAAAUAGCUCCUCUCAUCAAAGCUAAAAUCAUAGCAGAAGGCGCCAAUGGACCGAUCACUCCAGCUGCAGACGCCAUUCUGAUUGACCGUAAGGUGCUGGUCAUCCCUGACCUAUACAUCAACGCUGGUGGGGUCACUGUGUCGUACUUCGAAUAUCUCAAGAACCUGAACCACGUCAGCUUUGGUCGACUGACUUUUAAAUAUGAGAGAGACGCCAACUACCACCUGCUUCAGAGUGUUCAGAAAUCUCUCAACAACUGGGUUGGUAAUGAAGGUAAGAUGAUUGACGUCACACCAAGUGAAGAAUUCAAAGCCAGGAUCGCAGGCGCCUCAGAAAAAGACAUUGUGAAAGCAGGCCUUGAACAGACCAUGGAGAGGAGCGCCGGGGACAUCAUGGCGGCCGCCAAACUGUACAAUUUGGGACUGGAUCUCAGGACGGCUGCUUAUGUUUUAGCCGUGGAGAAACUGUACACUUCUUACAGAUAUUCUUCAUUUCUUUAAGAUUUUGUUUUACAUCAAACAUUUUAUAAAAGCAACUUUUAGUUUUUUUUAUACAUUUUUAUAAAAGCAACUUUUAGUUUUUCAUACAUUUUUACACCUUAAUGUCACGAUGACCCGUACAUCUAUAAAAGGAUGCCAUAUUAACCGCAACUCUACCGACCCCUUUUUAAAAAAUUUGUGUAAUUUAAGACUUUCGAAGCAGAUUUUGUUUUGAUCAUUACAUUGAAUAAGCAAGCAUUGUAUGAAAUUCAGGUUCAAGUAUGUGUGUAUUUUUAAAAUUUGUUUAUAUGCGUGUGCAGUGGCGCUGUUAUGGUGGGGGAUUGGGGGAGAGAAUUAGAAAAGCCCCCACUUGAAGGGGGCACCAAAUGAGUGUUGAAUUAAUUUUUUGUACAUUUAAUAUUAAAUAUUACGCCAUUAUCUCAUGUCAUGAUGUCGAAUGUCAAAAUGCAGCCAAGUGAUGUGUGUGUGUGUGUGUGUGUGUGUGUGUUCGGGCUAUUAUUAUAAAUUGUUGCAAUCUGUAAAUAUAUUUAUAAAUAUAAACAACUAGUGCUUCAAGUCAACAACGCUAUUGGUUUUAAAACGUUAACAAAAUAUGUGUAAAAUUGAAAGUGUACACACAACAACGGCACUAUUAGUAAUGUGUACUGUGUACAUGUCAGUGAAUUGUCGCUGUGGACACAUGUUGGCACUAACAAUGAUUUCGAUGUAGAACUUUGGAUGUAGCAAGGUUGCGUGGUCAUGUGGUAUGUGCUGUGAACUGUCGUCUAGACCAGGGGUUCUCAACCUGAGGGUCGCGACCCCCUUGGUGGUCGAUUGACGAUUUGCCUGGGGUCGCCAAAGAUCAUCGAAAAAAUGGAUUGUAUUUUGUCUGUUCUUCUAUUGCUGUGUGUGUGUGUGCGGGGGGGGGGGGGGUCGCGGCAGAGUUGGGGAUUGUAAAAAGGGGUCGCCGAGCUUAAAAGGUUGAGAACCGCUAGUCUAGAUGGUCCCCGGGGUUCCCUACCGUCCUGCGGGAGGUUCGGGCUUGGAUGUGAUGCUCUUCAAUUCUGAAGGAACAUGUCAAACACAUGAACGAUAGCGCAGUUAAUUGACCGCUCUAACCAGUGGCGUAGCUAGGGUGAGGGGAAGGGGGGGGGGGGUCCAAAUUUGAAAUUCCACCCGGGCCCCCUUUUGAAGGGGCCCCCAAAUGAGUGUUUUUACAUUAAAUAUUACGCCAUCAUCUCUGAUGUAAUGAUGUCGAAUGUCAAAAUGCAUGGGCCCCUAAAGAAGUCAAGCCACCCCCAGGGCCCCCAAAUCCCUAGCAACGCCACUGUCUCUCAAUAACCUCCUCAUCAUAGCUACCGAUCAAAAUGCAAUGUGUAUACAUUUUAAAUUUUAUAAAAGUAAUUAAAAAACAACAAAACUUUUA
Messenger RNA from Biomphalaria glabrata, 3506 nucleotides. RefSeq names its product glutamate dehydrogenase, mitochondrial-like. Gene Ontology annotation, molecular function: L-glutamate dehydrogenase (NAD+) activity. Gene Ontology annotation, cellular component: mitochondrion. The transcript is spliced from 10 exons. The coding region runs from base 245 to 2101 and encodes 618 amino acids. The record is from RefSeq and is a predicted model, not a curated record. NCBI's taxonomy places the organism in Eukaryota, Metazoa, Mollusca, Gastropoda, Planorbidae. Gene Ontology annotation, biological process: L-glutamate catabolic process.